GGGAUUCACACUCGCUGCAAUCAAGUCUAAAAUAGUGCCUCUUUGUUCACCAGCGGCAGAGGCUCUCAGUGGCACGUCUCCUUCCGCUGUCGCUCGGCCUCCUCCCCCGAUCCCCGCCCCCUGUCCGGACAGCGGCCGUGCAGCGCAGGCGGGGCGCAGCUGGGGCGGCGGGGUGGGGGUGAGGCGCUUUGUUUUUUCCCACAAUGCACCAGCUUCUCCGCGGGAAACAAAAAUGGCGAACGGUUGCGGCAGAGCCGGGCAGUGUGUGAAUCGGCUCUGACCCUCCCCCACUCUCCGCCCGGCGUGGGCUGUCUGGGGGCGCUGCGCAUCGAGGGCCCGGCCGCAGAGAGGCUCCGGGGGAGGGUGCUGAGUCCGCUGAUUUCCCUGCAUGAGGCGGUUGGCACCACUGGAGAGACCGAAUGAGAGACUCUACAGGGGUGGGUAAUUCACUGGUCCAAAAACGGUCUCCUUUACCUCGAAACCAAAAGACACCAACAUCCUUGGCCAAGCUGUCCUUACGGGAUGGACAGAAAGCCAAAAAGCCAGUGUGUAAAUUUGAAGAAGGUCAGGAUGUCCUAGCGAGGUGGUCAGAUGGCUUGUUUUAUCUUGGAACUAUCAAAAAGAUAAACAAAUUGAAACAGAGCUGCUUCGUUAUAUUUGAAGACAGUUCCAAAUCCUGGGUUCUCUGGAAGGAUAUACAAACAGGAGCCACUGAAAGUGGGGAAAUGGUCUGUACGAUAUGUCAGGAAGAGUAUUCCGAAGCACCUAAUGAAAUGGUUAUAUGUGAUAAAUGUGGCCAAGGUUAUCAUCAGCUGUGUCACACACCAAAUAUUGAUUCCAGCGUGAUUGAUUCAGAUGAUAAAUGGCUCUGUCGACAGUGUGUGUUUGCAACAACAACAAAGAGGGGUGGUGCGCUGAAGAAAGGACCAAAUGCCAAAGCGCUACAAGUCAUGAAGCAAACAUUACCAUACAACGUAGCAGACCUUGAAUGGGAUGCAGGCCAUAAAACCAAUAUCCAGCAAUGUUACUGCUACUGUGGAGGCCCUGGAGACUGGUAUUUAAAGAUGCUGCAGUGCUGCAAAUGUAACCAGUGGUUUCAUGAGGCUUGUGUGCAGUGUCUCCAAAAGCCAAUGCUUUUCGGUGACAGGUUUUAUACAUUCAUUUGCUCAGUUUGCAGUUCUGGACCAGAGUACCUCAAACGUUUACCCUUGAGAUGGGUAGAUAUAGCACAUCUAUGCCUUUACAACCUAAGUGUUAUUCAUAAGAAGAAAUACUUUGAUUCAGAGCUUGAACUUAUGACAUACAUUAAUGAAAACUGGGAUAGAUUGCACCCUGGUGAGCUGGCAGACACUCCAAAAUCUGAAAGAUAUGAGCAUGUACUGGAAGCAUUAAAUGAUUACAAGACCAUGUUUAUGUCUGGAAAAGAGAUAAAGAAAAAGAAGCAUUUGUUUGGCUUGAGAAUUCGUGUUCCUCCUAUGCCACCAAAUGCUGCUUUAAAGGCGGAGAAAGAACCGGAGGGAACAUCUCAUGAAUUCAAAAUUAAAGGCAGAAAAUCAUCCAAACCCAUACCUGAUGCAAGGGAAAUAAGUAAUGGCAUUGAAAAACAGGGGAAGAAAAAAUCAGUAGGUCGUCCACCUGGCCCAUAUACAAGAAAAAUGAUUCAAAAAAUUUCAGAGCCGCCGUCUUUGGAUAAGGAACCAGUCCCAGUGCCAGAGAACCCGGCCUUGGAUUUACCCUGCUCUGUUGGGAGAUCUGAUGGAACUGCUCAUUCAUCCAAUACCUCAGAUGUGGAAUCCACAGGUGCUGCCAGUACAAAAGAAACUACCUCAUCUAGCAUUUCCAGGCAUUAUAGUAGCUUAUCAGACUCCAGAAAAAGGACUCGUACAGGAAGAACUUGGCCUGCUGCAAUACCACAUUUGAGGAGAAGAGGUCGCUUUCCACGAAAAGCACUCCAGCCUCAGAAUUCAGAAAUUGUAAAAGAUGAUGACAGCAAAGAAGAUUAUCAAUAUGAUGAACUCAAUACAGAGAUUCUUAACAAUUUAGCAGAUCAGGAAUUGCAGCUGAAUCAUCUAAAGAACUCAAUUACUAGUUAUUUUGGUGCAGCAGGUAGAAUAGCUUGUGGUGAAAAAUACCGUGUUUUGGCUCGUCGGGUAACCCUUGAUGGAAAGGUGCAGUAUCUUGUGGAGUGGGAAGGAGCAACUGCAUCCUGACUGUAGGACUGAACAUUAUGUUCACUGCACUGUCAUCUGUAGGUAAAGUUUAUAACCCAUGGCUCUGAAGGAGACGUGUCUUUACUGUGUUUCUAAAAAAAAAAGAACCAAUUUAGCCUUAACAUGUACUUGUUAACAUUACAAAUAUUGUGAUAAAGAUUUUUCUUAAAAUCAGAUCUGAUACUUAAAUUUUUUUAAUGUGACCAUUGUUAGAUUGUUUUAGGUUGGGAUAUUUUGAGUUACAAUUGCUUAUAAUGUGCAUGGUGUUUAAAAAACUUUCUAGAUAAUUCCAUGGAUACAGUUUUUUGUGAUUAGGGAAAAUACCUAGCUAGCACAAAUCUUUGGAGAAAUCUUGUCUGUUUUCUUACCCAGAUGUUUGCGGAAAUGUAUUUCUAUUUCAGUACACUCUAGAUUUCAUAAAGUGCAGUGUAUAUAAUGCCUACUGUAAAAUAUUGAAAUUUUCUUUCAAGCAAAGUGUAAAAAAAUAUAUUGAGCCUGUAAAUUGCUCUUUGACUAGACUUCAUUGUCUUUUUAAUAUAUUCUUUCCGUGUGUGUGUAUAAAUACACACUAUGUAUACACGCGUGUGUGUAUAUAUGUGUGAUUGUGACCUAUGCAAUACAAAUUAUGGGAUUGGGCAGCUUCUGAGUAUAUGUCCCAUAAUUCUUUUAUCAGGAAUAGUUGCAGUAUUUACACAGCAGCAUUUCUUCUCAGGCUUUAUUGGAUGCUGUUGCUUCCUAUGUACUAAGGAAAAGUGUCAAACCAGUGCAGUGUCUCCUGGCAAUGGGUGCAGUCAUUGAUGUUCAUAUGCUGUUGCUAAUACAGUCAAUUAUUUUCCUUGUAAAUCAGCCAUUCAGAACAUAAAGCAGGAUUUUAAAAUGUUGAACAUGAACUCUAUUAGUAGUAACACUUUAAAGUUUUUGUGGCACAUUGAUUGUAAAUUUUGUCUCCCAGUUAUAAAAGUAAGUCAACAGGAGCCACACACAAGAUUCCUAUAAUGUCUGUAGUAAUUGUUAGUCAUGUUUGAUAAAUGUAGAAUGAACAAAGUAUUUUAUUGCACAGGGUCAACAAACAGUAUGUUGCCAUUGAAGUAACAGUACUGCUUUUAUAACAACUUUACCUCUUUUUGUUUUUAUAAAAUGUACCAAGUUUUAAAUUGAUAACUUUAUUUUGCUUGUAAAGAGACAGUUUAUCACCAGUGUUAAAUGUAUUUUUCUUUGUCUGCUAUUUUGAGGGUUUUUAGCCAAAGAGUAAACAGAAGAAUAUUGUUAUUUUGGUGGUUAUUCACUUUACUGUCUUUCUUACACACUUGGAGUUUGCCACUGAAAUAAUGUUAUGUAAUAUUUGUUAAUUACAUAGUGGUUUAAAUGUAGUCUCUGGUUCAGUACUUAUUUAUUCCAUUACUUAUUAUUUGACUUUUUUUUUAAUUUACUGCCUGUCUUGAGCAUCUUCAAAAGAUGAUUUUUCUGUCACCUUAUUGCCAAAGGAAGCAGAGAAAACUUUGUUGCCCUGUGCUUGGUUCAUUGUUGGCCAGGUAAUAAUAAAUGAGCUUUACAAAAGUGCUUAUUAAGAACUGCCACUUCUGUUUACCUUCACUAAAAUGUGUUUUUUUUCUCUCACAUACCCUCAGCUAUUAAUUUAAAGAUGCCUUGCCUGUAGCUGUAAUAUUUUGAUAAAAGCAAGUUUGUUAAUUUUUGAAUUUUUAUAUCUUGGGGUAAUCCAAAAUGUAAAGUCUUUGUAACAUUACUGUCACAUCUGUAUCUGUCUUAUUUCACUUUAUCCAAAUCCUUUAAUUCUAACUGAACACCAGCAGUAUUCUCAGUAAUGCUUCUUUUUGAAGAUAAAUAUUGGAAUAUACAUGGGGGAAGGGAGAGGGAAAUAACAAUUGUCACACUUACAUUGUCCGUAGUCUUAACUAUUGUGAAUGUCUUUGUUUCAUUUUAUUAUGGUGGUUGACAUGACUCUGAUGUUCAGUUUGUAUUUUUGGAGUUGCAUUUCUUAGAAUUAAAGAAGACCAACAUUAAA
This is a messenger RNA of Mauremys reevesii (Reeves's turtle), 4233 nucleotides long. RefSeq names its product metal response element binding transcription factor 2 (gene MTF2). The record is from RefSeq and is a predicted model, not a curated record. Bases 420 to 2210 code for a protein of 596 amino acids. Gene Ontology annotation, molecular function: DNA binding; chromatin binding. Gene Ontology annotation, cellular component: nucleus. The transcript has 15 exons. NCBI's taxonomy places the organism in Eukaryota, Metazoa, Chordata, Testudines, Geoemydidae. Gene Ontology annotation, biological process: chromatin organization; regulation of DNA-templated transcription.